AUGCAGUCGACACCAGAAAUCUCGACAUUUACAGAACAGCUCAGUCUCGAUGCCCAUAAAAUAAGCGGCUGUCUGAUACGAAAUGGAGCAUCAACCACCGCCUUCAUCUCAUUUUAGUUUCUACUCACUCAGUCUACCAAUACUCGAUACUAGAAAUCAGAAUGUGUUACUUCAAGCGAUACCUAUUCUCCUGCUCCCACCACUCCAGCUGGGGAGCCGAGGUUCGAACAUGUCGACUUCAAGAGACCUUCCGUGAAGGUACAAAUGAUGAGGCAUGUACUGCGCAAUGGGCUCAUCCUCGGAUGACCUACAUUCUCCCAGUGCCUUGUCCCGAAUGCGCGGUUGAACGUGCUGCAGAGGAAGAAGAGUGCAAAGCUCGGAUCGAAGAGUGGAGGACGAAAGAUGAGGAGGCGAAGAAACGACGCGAAGAGCUUGAUCGAAAGCGAGAAGCUACUCUCAAGGACUUGCACGAUAAGUUCGAGGAGGCUCGGUCGAAGAUGAAGAAGUGGGAGAAGUUUGAGGAGAGUGGGUUUGAGGAUGAUGAAGAGAGUAUUAAGGAGAAUGAGAGUUGGGAUGUUGAGGUUGAGACUUUGAGUCAAAGUUUUGGCCGCUCACCUACUCGUUCGCCUUGA
This is a messenger RNA of Hymenoscyphus albidus, 632 nucleotides long. The record is from the annotation of a GenBank genome assembly. Lineage: Eukaryota; Fungi; Ascomycota; Leotiomycetes; Helotiales; Helotiaceae.